Aspergillus glaucus CBS 516.65 is the source of this 1506-nucleotide messenger RNA. Its product is annotated as aldehyde dehydrogenase ALDH. The transcript is spliced from 3 exons. The record is from RefSeq and is a predicted model, not a curated record. Lineage: Eukaryota; Fungi; Ascomycota; Eurotiomycetes; Eurotiales; Aspergillaceae. Gene Ontology annotation, molecular function: oxidoreductase activity, acting on the aldehyde or oxo group of donors, NAD or NADP as acceptor. The coding region runs from base 1 to 1506 and encodes 501 amino acids.
AUGUCGUCCGUCGAAAUCACCACCCCAAACGGUCACCACUACCAACAACCCACGGGCCUGUUUAUCAACAAUAAAUUUGUCCCGUCAUCUGGAGGGACAAUUGUUUCGCUUGACCCAGCAACCGACACACCAAUUGCAACCGUCCACGCCGCCGGCGCUGAAGACGUCGACCAAGCCGUCAAAGCAUCGCGUGCAGCCCUAGUUCAUCCAUCAUGGAAGCAACUUCCCGCGACAGAUCGCGGACGGUUAAUGGGCAAACUGGCGGAUUUGAUAGAGGACAAGCAAGAGCUUUUUGCCUCGAUUGAUGCGUGGGAUAAUGGAAAACCAUACCACGUCGCAUUGAGCGAUGAUCUCACAGAAGCCAUCACGACGAUCCGCUACUACAGCGGCUGGGCGGAUAAGACCUUUGGACAGACUAUCAAUACAACCCCGGAGAAGCUCGCGUAUACUCUCCGCCAGCCCAUCGGGGUUGUCGGCCAGAUUAUCCCAUGGAACUAUCCCCUGUCCAUGGCAACGUGGAAAUUGGGCCCUGCCUUGGCAUGUGGGAAUACAGUGGUUAUCAAAGCUGCUGAGCAGACACCGCUGAGCAUUCUGGUGCUGGGGACUCUUAUCAAAGAGGCAGGCUUCCCGCCGGGUGUGGUAAAUAUCAUCAACGGCUACGGCAAGGAAGCCGGCUCAGCACUCGUGCAGCAUCCCGACGUCAACAAAGUCGCAUUCACAGGAUCUACCAGAACCGCACAGCAAAUCAUGAAAAUGGCCGCCGGGACACUGAAGAACAUCACCCUCGAGACCGGCGGAAAGUCACCCCUGCUCAUAUUCCCCGACGCAGAUCUAGACCAGGCGGCUAAAUGGUCCCAUAUGGGCAUAAUGUCGAACCAGGGCCAGAUCUGCACAGCGACAUCGCGACUAUUCAUCCAUCGCGAUAUCUUCGAUAUCUUCCUGACUCAAUUCCAAGAACUAGUUCAAUCGACCUCUAAGAUUGGUGACCAGUGGGAUGAAUCAACAUACCAAGGACCACAGGUUACUCGCGCGCAGUACGAGCGUAUUCUAUCAUACAUCGAACGCGCACGCUCCGACGGCGCAACAAUCCUCUCCGGCGGAAGCGCGCACAAGCUCGACAACCCCAAGUACGCAAACGGCUACUUCGUGCAACCAACAGUUAUCACCAAUACUACCGACGACAUGGCAAUCUACCGCGAAGAAGUCUUCGGCCCGGUGGUUGUCGUCGUGCCCUUCUCAGACGAGAAGGAAGCUGUCCGUCGUGCGAAUGAUACAAGUUAUGGUCUUGGAGCGGCGGUGUUCACAAAGGACUUGGAGAGAGCGCAUAGAGUGGCGGGUGCUAUUGAAGCGGGUAUGGUGUGGGUGAAUAGUAGCCAGGAUUGUGACCCGAGGAUACCGUUUGGGGGUGUUAAGCAAAGUGGGAUUGGGAGGGAGCUGGGAGAGGCGGGAUUGGAGGCUUAUUCGCAGGUCAAGGCCGUUCAUGUCAAUAUGGGAAGUCGGCUGUAG